GUCUCUGUCCCAGAAUGCAGUCUGGUAAACAGACAUGGAAGCACCAGGUGAAGACCUCCACAGAGGCUGAGCACAGCACUCGCUCUUUCCCACCGUCUUCCGUGUCUUUUGCCCGGUGCAUCCGGCUGAAUUUUGUCUCCCUGGUGUCACGUCUACGUUUACAGCGGCCAGAGCCUGGGUAAGAGUGAAGUUUUUGUCGAUCCGUGACGACUGCCAAUGACUUGUGCUGUGCUGUCAGGCUUCUGCCAGCUUCCUCGCUAACGCUAGUCAUGGCUGGCUCCAGGCUUCAGCUAGCAGGCUAGUGUAGCCACCAACGUUUGUACCAGUCACAGACCCACACUGUAGGGAGCUUGUUUUCACCACACAACUCCUGAUACAGACAUGUUCCUUCACAUAUUACUUAUGCACGAUCAACAGUUACUCCUCUCAUGUUUAUCUGCAAAAAAUAAAGCGAACAUUGUGGUGGAGGUGGAAACAACGCCAGCCAGUUAAACAGCUGCCUGUUGGUCUCUACAGGCUAAUGUUAGCAAGCUGAUUGAGUUUACCUAUAAAGUUUUUACCUACUUUUCAAUGGCAAAUGCUAAGCUUCUUCUUACGAAGUUGUUCAUGGUAACAUUAUGGCGACCAUGGUCUUUGACAUGCCGGUGUUCAUAGAGUCCAAACCUGACCUUAAUCCAGUCUAAGGGAUGAAAUUAUUGAAAUACACUGACCAGCCAUAAAAUUAUGAACACAAUCAUGCAAUCCAACACCUCAUGAUCAGAUUCAGACAGGUUAUUGCAGCCUACCCUAUAUUUAUUAUUGAAUAUGGGGUGGGUGGGUGGGUGGUAGUAGUGUAAUGGAGUGCCUUACAUUACAAGUAGGGCUGGGCGAUAAGGGACAAAGUUUAUCACGAUAUACUUCUUUCAUAUCAGUUGAUAUCAAUAUGUAUCAUGAUGUAAAAAAAUCACUUAUCAAUUUUAAACAUUCUCUGUUACUCUUUAAUGAAAUUUAACAUAUACUCGACAUAAUUUGCAGUACACAUUACCCUGCUUCAUGUACGACCUCAAAAAGCAAAAUACCGCCACACUACCAACGUCUUCGUGCCAGUGUUGUUGACAGUGUCAUCUGUUGAGCCUUCAUCUGCAUUUGUGCCGGGGGUAGCACUCAUUUUCUUCUUUUUUCACUGACAGUGCUGUCAGCUUCACAUGUUAAAGUGCUAUGGUUGGCUGUAGCUGCUGCCUGCUACUACACAGUUGUUUGCUACUUGGUUCUAAUUCUGCACAUGAUUGGUUCAGCGCGGCACGACCAGGAGAAACUCUCCUUUUCAUUGGCUAUUUGUAUAGUCUACCAAAACAUGGCAGAAUGCUGACUAUCGAAAAGCAUAUUGACCAUGUUUUAUAUCGAUAUUGAGGGAAAUUAAUUUUCGAUAUAUAUUGUUAUCGUUUUAUCGCCUACCCAUUAUUGAAAGAUGCUACCUAAACUGUGUCCACAAACAUGAGGGGAGCAAAAUAUCAGAAGUGCUUUUCAAAAUAACACACUCCAGUACACCACCAUUACCCACUACAACUUCAACAGUGCAUUUGUAGAGAUAUUAUUUCUGGUCUGGUAGGGCCAGACCGAUUUAUCGGCGAGCCCUACCAGUUUUCAACUACCCCCCGAUUGGCGGGGGGUAGUUGAAAACGCUUUUCUGGUCUGAGUUUGAUUAGUCGGACUUCUGGUUGGCGUGAGGAGCAGUAGCCUACAGCAUAUCCACAGUAUAUAGUAUACUAUUAAUAUCUACAGUAUAUGCAUAUAUAUUUCAUAACUUCAUAAAAAAUGUAAAAAAAAAAUCAGCUGAUUAAUCGGUAAUCGGACCCCCCCAACAAUCCGUAUCGGCAUCAGCCCCAAAAAAAUCCAUAUCGGUCGGGCCCUACUGUCUGGUCAUGUCAACAAAAACCGAUGGUGUAGACGCCUUGUGAAAGUAGAAUUUAUGGUACAGCUGUUGUGUUGGGUUGCAUUAGAUUACUCAUAAGGGAUGGCUGGUCAGCAGUAUGUAUGAGACAGGACUUCUAAGUGAAUACAAAAUAAUAACUCUGAUGUCAAAAUCAUUGUCACUAUUUAAAAACGCUUAAGAGCUGGAUGUCAGUUUUAUGUGUUCAAUAUGGCCUGUUGUGAACUGACAGUGCAGUUGUAUUGGGAUAACAUCACUGUAUAUCUGUUAGCCGAAUUACUUCCUUCUGGCAGUUUGUCAAUACAUUCUGUUUCAAAGAAAAGAAAAUAGCUGCUUAGAGCUAAUUGCUUAUGUGAUAUUGCAAGUGUUCACCAAAUUGAUUGAUCACAAAGUUUCAUAUUAAUAUUGCAACAUGAAAUUUCCCAAUACUUCAUUGAACCUUUAGAAAAGUAGAAGGAUACACAGGAUCUAACCAAGCUAUUGUUUCAUUUGUGAAAGUACAUGAAGGCCACCUUUUAAUCAUAAACCUUAAAGCGCUCUGUAGUGUAGAUUUUCAACAUGUAAUGGCUGUAAUUCUUCUAACUUUCUGGUGUGAUAAAGGAUUUUUAUAAUAAGGCUGCAUUCAAAGUAUUAUAAAUGUCUAAGGUUAGCUUAAACACAAAAUCUUUUACAUCAGUUACAAUUAAAUGGCUUUGCAACUUACUUUAUUCUAUUUUUCCUUCAAGAAUUUAUGCAGAUAAGAAGUAUAUCUACAGUCAGUUUAGACAAAAUAAUGUCUUAAUGAUAUCAAAGUAUUACCAGGGGGCUGGACAUGACCUUGAGAGAUGGCACUCUUAUAGCUAGAUUACUGCACAGAGGGAAACUCCAUGACAAAACCAUGCUAGGACAGUGUGACUCCACAGACAAAGCACCAUAUCUAUCUGUCCCAAUCAAGAAAAAGCCAAAUGAAGACACUGACUCUAACUUGUCUUUCCUCUAUGUGUGUGGGCUUGUGUAUGUCUCCAGACUUCCCCUCCGUUGUGUGUGGCAGUCAGUGAUCACCCAGACUGAUGAGGAUCGGCUGACUGAGUUACAAAUAAAUUCCUUUUUUUCUUAUUUUGCAAAGGUAAGAUCCCACAGCUCCUCCGCUCUCUUCCGGUAAAUCCUGUCUUCUGUUGCCGUGUGAAAUACUGAAAGUUCAAUUGAACUCACAAAUGUUUUCAAUUAUCACUUUUUGCUGAAGAAAUCCAGGUUUAGUUUGUCACUUUUAAUGACCACAGUGUCAUUUCCCAUAAAGGAAAUGUCAUAUUUUCAAGGUUAUGCCUUUGGUCUAGCUUUGGGUGGUUUCUCUCAUGUGAAGAUGGUUUUCUUUUCAGGUAUCUUCAAUUUGAUAUCAGUGAAAUGACACAGACAGCUACUUGCCAAAUUGUUCGAUGGUUGUGUCUGAAGUAUCUGGUGGUUUAUGAUGGAGAAAAUAGCUGCAUAAAAUGAAGCAAUUUAUCAGUCGUAUAAAAUCAGUGGAAAGCAACAGAUGAAGGGAAGAAAUGUGAAUGACAUUUCAGUCUGGUUGACCAAUGUAUUCAAACACAUUGUCCUGGAAAAUUAUUCUAAUGGGACUAGAAAACCACCCAGUUUGGCAACUGUGGUCGGGCAGAGAGCUUGGGGGGUCUGUGCCUCCAAACUUUCCCUGCAGGCUGAGAGCUCAAUUACCUUUCUAUAGCUAGUAGCCGUGCAAACCCCCAAUAGUGAAAGCAUACGGAACAAAAAGAGCAACACAGCUGCACAGAUUGCACGUUGUAGACAUCUCUGAUCACAACAGACAUCACCACGCAAGAGGACAGUUUAAACUUUUUAAACCUUCAAAUACAGAGUGCGUCUUGUAUACCAGUGCAUUUUUUUCAGAGUUUUUAGUCAUGUUAUUGAUGACAUUUUAGCUUGCACUAAGUUGCUCUUGUCUGUCUUUCUUGCUAACUGAGCUGCGGUCGCACUUUCAAGUCUGUGUUCCUCUAUGAGCCCAGCAAAAGUGAGAGUGAAAUACAACUACUUCAUACUUUAGAUAAACACCAAUUGACGACAGUGUUUAUAAACUCGUAAAAGAUAAAACAUGAAAAAUGCAUUUAUAUGCACAAUAAAUAGGACCCAUAAAUGUAAAUCAAAUAGCAAAUUAAUAUACUACUUUUCUGAAUGAAUAUUUAUGAUAAAUAAGGUAUAUUUUGUGUUGAGUUGAGAAACAUGCGUGGCCAUUUUUGUCAUUUAGUUCUGUUUAGGUCAAUUUAUGUACUUUAAUUCAAUUUAUCCUCUGAUUGUCAUUAUAUAUGAAUUUAUAUAUUUCAGUAAGACCGCUUCCAGAUUCCUUUGCUAACUCUUUUGUUUUUUACUUAGUAAAUUUUAUAUUUUUGAGGAAAGAGAAGUCAGAGAUGUUCGUUGUUACUUGGUUGCACAAAUAAAUGGAGGUACUGUACAUCUCUGGAUGCAUUAUUCUAUAGUCUAUUUGCCAUCAUUUUUAUGUAUGUAAGAGAUGAGUUUAUAGACUCAUUAUGUGCCAUAGACUGCACAUCUUUCAAUAUAGACUUCUACUGAGAGAGACAUACUAGACUAUUUAGGAACUAAAUUUAGACUGUCAUACCAGCUUGAACAUCAUUGAAAAUAUCCUGGAAAAAAAGAGUGGUAACCCUGUCAUGUUAUUACAUUUGUUAUUCAUUGAGAACAAAUGAAUUCUUUAGUUGAAAUUUUCUUAAACAUCGUUAAGUUCAAAGUCGAACAUAAAAGUCAAGACCUGGAAAAAAGUAACAGUCGACUCUUGUGUGUAUUAAAUAUACCAUCAUAAUCUUUACACUGUAAUUUUUACAUUCUUUGUAACAAAUUUAUUAUGUUGUACAUGUUUAUGUAUUUACAUGACCCCUGUAUCAUAUAACCCUGGCCUGCUGCUUUCUGAUUACCUAAACUAAUUCCCAAAAAGCAGGUCAAAAUUAUAAUGGUUUUAUAAAUUUCACAAUGGUGCGUUUAUUGAAUUAACCGCUAAGUUGGUAAUUUAACAAUUUAACUGUUACUUAAACGGAGACAGAGGACCAUUUUAGGUGCAAUUUAGCACACUUUUUUUUGCUGAGGUGAGUAUUUACAGAAGCAGGAAAAUGUGACUCUGCAUACAGGCAAGCAUUUUACAUACGUGAAAUGCAAUUGUUUAGAUUGUUAAGUUUAAUGCCUGCCUCUCCCUAAUUUUUGAUAUUGCAAAAAGAUGCAUGCAUAAAAAAGUUUUGACUUUAAGACUGAAGUUUUGAGAACCUACCUUUUCUAUGGAAAGUGAGAAAGUAAAUAUUCUUCCCUAUAAAAAUGUCAUUUAAACAUCUGUGGUAUACAGACUUUGCUGCAACAAAAAUCAGACUGUAUGCAGCUACUGACAGUGUCAUAUCAUUGCAUUUGUUAAGCAUAUGAAAACUGUUUUGCUAUUCAAGCACAUGUGGCCAAGUGAGUAAUUUACUUUGUUCACUCAUCACAUUGUCCCUCAGAAGGCAAUAAUGAACAUGAGGCUCACAGAGAGACAGUUAAUUAGGCCUGGAACAAUGAUCAAUGAAUCAAUUAAUCAAACGAUAAAUGAAAAUAAACUCAAUAAUUCUUCUGGCCACGAUAUAUCGCCAUGUGCAUGCAUGUACUUGUUUUCCUCAUCUCGCGCCUUCAAACAUGCUGGAUGACAAGAGGGUUUACUCUGUGCAUCAGUCUCAGCACCUGGGCACGUCUGCACCCUGCUCUACAUCUCGGAGUGCAGGACAAAAACUUCACCUCGAGAUGUAGAGUCGCUGGCCUGACAGUCACACUUCUUGAAGCGUCUGAUCGACAAAGCAAGUACAGUCGGAACAGCGCAAAAUGGUGUGCGCUUUCAGAAAGCGUAGUUUGCUAAGAUAAGAUAAGAACUUCCUGAAGGGAAAUUCAAUUGUCUGUUGUCUCACAUAAUACGUCUCUAAAAGUUAUCUUUUAUUUACAUAAGAGUUAUAAAGCCUGAUGGCUGUGGGUACAAAAGAUCUUCUGAAUCUGUCUGUCCUGCAGCGAAGAGAGAGGAGCCGUCCACCACCAUUUGCCCUUUGGUCUAUCAAGGUGUUGUGAAGUGGGUGAUCCAUGUUCUUUAGAAUAGUCUCCACCUUCCUCAGUGUAGAUCUCUCCACCACAUCCUCCACUGAGUCCAGCUUGAGUCCUACCACAGAGCCAGCCUUUUUCACCAGUUUGUUAAGACGUCUUGCAUCUUUGUGUUUAAUGCUUCCUCCCCAGCAGACUGCAGCGUAGAACAGAACACUUGCCACCACAGACUGAUAAAACAUCUGCAGCAUCUUACUACAGAUGUCUAUUGAUCAGAGUCUUCUUGGGCAAAAGAGGCGGCUCUGCCCCUUUCUGUAGAUGAAGUCUGUAUUCUUAGACCAAUCCAACUUAUUAUCCAGAUGUACACCGAGGUAUACAUUGGCAAAGAAAUGCUGCCAUUUAGUACGGUUGAAAAGCCAGCAUAUUGAGAAAUGAGACUGACCAACAAUAUGAAUUGCCCUCCGGAAAAUAUGUGGUAUAUUAACAUUACAUAAGUGGUUAUUUUGGUCUCGAUAAUGUUGACAAUAAUAUCAUCAAUGAUUUGUGGGACAAUAUAUCAUCCAGCAAAAUUUGUUGUUGUCCCAGGCCUACAUUUCGUUAUUACAACUUGACUCAAAAUGUAGCAAAAUACAAGCAGCUGUGAUUUGACCCUUUAAGAAAUACUUCUGUAUCCUAUUAAGACAUAAUUAUAAUUUGACACUUAUCUGGGGCAAAUAACUCUAUCAUAUUUCAAAUAAAUGGUUUGUGUUAAAUUGUGUUAUAUAUAUUUUUAAUAGCUCCACUAGCUGUCUGAGAAACCAGAUAUGAACUAGGACUUAUAUGUGUGUCAUAAUUAGCAUGCUAGGUUAAACCAGCAGGCCAGCUAACAAUGGCGUGUAAAAUGAUUAAAAUAAAAGCUAACUAGUGAGGUCGUUUCAUGUCGUGUGUUGUUUUAGCGCUAUACUUGUUGCUUGUCAAGUGGCCACACACACUGUUUUUUUUUUUUUUUUUUUUUUUUUGAGGGGCGGGCAUGGUGAAACAACACGCGUGUGCCCGUGUCAAUCAGUGAAAAAGUCCUCCUAUCCCGAGCGCGACCAACGCUGACUCUUGUGUUGUUACAUUGUAGCGGAAAGAAUGUCGGAAAGGGCCGAGGAUGACGUCAGGGGGGAGCAGCGCCGAGCGGCCAGGCAGCAGCUGAAGCAGCAGCAGCAGAUCCAGCGGGGAGAAGGCUCCACAGCAAUGGCGACUGUUGCGGAGCGGAGAUCAUUGCCUAGUCCAGAAAUAAUGCUGGGACAGCCUUGGAGCAACUGGGUCGACGCCGCUAAACUCCACGGCAAUGACGGUGAGUUCCCCCCGCGUCCCGAAUGUGUUCGAGGAAGCGAGAUGGAGCGAGGCAGUUGCCAGUCCUGUCCUUUUUUUGGCCGAUUGCAUGCAGUUUUUGGUGUAAUGUGAAGAAACGCUACUGGUAGCAACAGCACGGGCAGGCAAGCAAGUGCAACUAUUUAUGUGUCUCUGUGUCGGAUCGCCUCGUUUUCAGGUGCUGAAUCGGAAGAAAGUUUCAAAGACUUCGGGAAAAAUCGAGAAGCCAUGCGUUUGUGCAGAGAAGGUGAGUGUUUUUUUUACUGUAGGGCCAAAGGUGUAUUUUGGUUCUGGAGGUUUGUACACAUACACGUUAAUUCAAACACUUCACACGCGUCGUUCAGCCAACUUGUACACCUAUUGCAAAUCAUGUAAGUCAGAAAUUGAUUGGACAACCGGAUAAAGUAUGUUCAAAACGUGUCUGCUAUUAGUGAGGCAGCUGACCCUUUCGUCUGUAUCUUGAAUAACAUAAGACUUUACAACUUCCACUUACUUCAGUUGUGUUGUGAAACAAAAUAUAGAUAACAAAGUUUAUUCUUUUAGGACAGUGUAAUAAAUUUACUUCAUUGUUUAGCAUCCACAUGUCUGCCAAUCUACACAGAAAACCCUCAUCCAUAUUUCAUGUGGUUCUCCAUUUCAGUAAAUAGGCAUUUAAUCUUGCUUUACAUAUUUUGAGGUUCUCGUAGGUUCUGUAAGCAUAUUACUUGAAAUAUGUCAAAUUAGUUGCCAAAUUGUCUGAGCUGGAGCCCCAAAUGUAAAAAUGGAGCUUAUGGCACGUUUACAAAUGCUUUUUCUUAGUUAUGGUUCUUUAAAGUUGUGUGAAGUUGGCACUUUUGCUUCGUUUUCACACGACACCUAAAUGAUAACAUUGCAAACAGCAUUAUUUGGCAUUUUAUUGAUAUUUAUCCAAAUGCUGAUACAAAAUUGAACCUAAUGCUACAUUUAAGUUCAUUUACUGAUUUAUUUCAAGUAUCUGUCAUCCAAUCAUCACGUAAUUCACACAUCUGAUUUACUUUGGUCUGAUCAUAGGAACUCCAAAAGGCUACUUUCACCACAUACUAAUAAAUUAACUAGAAUUAAAUGCUAGAAUAGGAUGAUACCAUCCCUGCUAGUGACCUGUCACAGAUCUGACCUGUAUUUCUCCCUAAAGUUGAAAAAUAUUAACCUACUACUGAAGGAUUGUUGUCCAGGUUGACACAUUUGAUCCCAUAGUGUGCAGAAACAGACAGAACUUCUCUCAUGGGAUUGAACCCACGAUUUCAGAAGCACAGCUCACCUGGCUUUUGAGCCACAGAGGGAUAUUUCAGAGCAUUUGUGCCCCAAAUUAUUUUUGGAAACACCUAGUGUAGCGUUGGCUGAUUUAUCAUGCCAGCAGGCCUACAUUUACAAUGAGCCUCUGCCCAAAGAUAAAUAGACACAACAAUACACUGGCAAUUUUGUGAAAUUACAAUUCAACAGUAAUGUGCUAUUUUCAAUAAUGCAAGCCCCAAAAUUGACUACAGAUUUACGAUGAAUGUGUCCAGUGAAUUUUAAAAUGAAUGGAUGAAUGAUGCAUCGCCUUUGUUACAGGCUGACAGUGAUGCAGAAAUUGUUGUUCGAGGGCUUCCUCCUGAAAUGAAAGGUGUCACGCACAUGCAGCUAAGAGCGCUGUAGCUGCUUUUUUUAAGAGCAAAUAGUCGGUAGUGUUUCAGCCACAAGUCACAAAACGCAUCUGCAUUUAUUGCUUAAAGUGCACAUAAGCAAGGCAGGUAGUUAGUGUUUUCUCUCUGGUCUGUUAAAAAGUUUAUUUGUGAGAGAUCCUCAGACAAAUUUGUUGCUCAUAUGACAAAAUACAAAGAUUAUCCCAAGUGUGUCACAAAUUCGACAGCCAGUAACAAAGCAAUGUCAUCAUAAAAUAGUUGUCACACAGUUUGACAGUUUUUUGUUUCGAUGAUCCGAAACCACAACACCUUUGGACACUGAUAUGUGUGUAUGAUAUUGGAGGCAUUUAAGUUAAUAUUUCUGAUUCUUGAUUAUGUUGUUUCAAUUACAUUUGCAGAAUAUGUCCAAGAAUAUCCUAUUUUUACCCCUGGUUAUUUCCUGUGUACAUGGUCAUAAUAGUUUUGUAGUGGUUUUAGUGCCAACAGAGAAUGCAUGGAAACCUGGAUUAGAUGAAUACAUGGCAUGUUUUUCAGGUUUCCACCCGAGUGCUCAAGGUUAUUGAUCUUGAAUUCUUAAAAUAAGGAAAAGGGCUUAGAUAAGUUUAAACCAGUGUUAAAAUAUACACAAUCACUUGACAGAUUCAGUCAUAAAAGGGACAGGAGUGCACAUUACAAUUCACUUUGCUGACGUUAUUCUGGCUCAUACUUGUGUCAUCAGUGUGCGCCCAGUUUAAGUUUCUUUUUCCUCUUCCUGUGUCGCAGUAGAAGAACGUGUCAAUUACAGUCCUAGUCAGCAGCAGAGGUACUCAUGCUGCAUUUUAUUAGCCAGAAGUGAAAACUGUGCAUGUACACGCAAGAACAUGCUCAAUAUUGGCAACAGAGGCUCUUGAUGACAAAAAAUUAGGUAUCUGAAUUUCUCCUAAGAUAUUCAAAAUGGUAAGAUAUCCAUCACACCAUAUGAAAUGAGAUGAUGCAUAACCCAGACAGUGGUCUAGAUUGAGAUAAAGACAGGCUGGUUGGUUGAAAGUGGAUGAGAUUAUUCUAGUUUCCAGAAGAAGAGAAGAAGACAGAUUGGCCACAUAAAGCCCAAAGCUGUGGGGUCACAUGAGACCACUUUUGGAACAUAUUCCUGUCAUGUCGCAGCUUAGGCCAGUGCCUGCUGUUUGUGCCAUGAGGUUGAUCAACACAUGUUGCUUGUGGCAGAAGUGUGUGAUCAUAGAGCCUUAUUUCAUCUGUGUGUGUGUGUGUGUGUGUGUGUGUGUGUGUGUGUGUUGAGUAGGGGUAUUACAAGUGGAUGACUACACCUCUCCAUCAUGACUCACCACCAGCAGAUUCCUCCUGUGGUGUAGCUGCCAUUCGAACACACACAGAAACGAAUAACACAUUGUAAAGAUGGAUGGCAGACUUUUCAUCUGCCUUCACUUUGUUAAUGAAAUAUAAAUUUUGAAGCUACAACUUCACAGAUGGGGAAGCUGGGAAAUGUAGUGAUGGUGUCAGCCACAGGUCAGAUUCAGCCAGCGUGCGUGCGGCACUGAGGCAGCCUGAGCUGCUACUGUCCUACCUAGAUCAUUCAUCACUGCCAUGGAUGAGGAUGCUGAAAUUAACUGGACUCUCGUUCUCGUCCUCUUGUCUCGCGCUCUCAGGCUCUCUUUUUCCUCCUUCAGCGCAGGUCCUCUGCUCACUCUCCCUCUUUGUCUUGCUAAGGCCUCAGCCUCCUCUCCCUCUCUUUUAUUUUUUAAAUCUGCCGUGCUCCUUUCUUAGCUUUGCUCUGUCCAUCUUCUCCUCUCUACAACUUCCUUUUUCUUUCUACCCUUUUCCUCUCGUCCUUGCUAAAGAAGAAAAUUGAGAUUGAAAAUAAAAGCGGGGCAGGCACACUGGUGUUGGACAUCUUUUCAAGCCAGGCCAUUUUAGUACUACAGUUCUGUUGGUGCCAGCAGGCUGAAUGUAGGGUGGCAGGGCCGAUGAAGCCGGACUGCUUUCAGAGUCGAGCGACUCAUUGGGAGAACCCUCCACGUGAACAGCAGCAGCAGUUUGGGAAUGAGUCGGUUUGACCUUGCUGUUGCUCUUGUAAGGAUGUAUGCUUGGUCUGCUAAAAUAAAGAUCUGAGAGAAGGUGAGGUUUUUGUGGAGGAAUCAGGGUGUUAUUGGUAAACCAGAUGCAUGAGACGAGUUCAAAGAAAGGAUUAGAUAGAAACAGACGCAUUAAGGCUCUAAAGAACCCUGAAGUUUGGAACUAGUUUUCAAUGAGUGUUCUGAUGGCGUAAGGCUAAAACAUAUAGGAUGCGUAUUUGAAGCGUGGCAGCAGCGUCAUGUGUCACGCAGCAAAUAGGUUGCCAGUGUAAUCAAUGCAGCAUUGCGUACAGGAUGCGUAUCAGCUCCGUCAUAACAUCGUAUCAGAAGUGUAUUGAGAGUAGCUCUGCUGAAGAUACGCAACAAGUCUAUUUUUGCUUCUCUACUAUUCCGUUACGCGUCAAUCCACACAGAGAUCGUUCUAUGUUCUAUGUCAUCCGGUAUUUCAAAAUAAAACACCAUAUGCAAACUCCCGACUGUGUAUCAGUUUGUGCAGAUGAGAAAUACUUCCUGGUUAUGGAUUUAUCAGUAACACAGAACAAUCCAACGGUCAGUCCCUGAUCCAUGUGGACCCCAACAGGACUUUUAACUGCUAACUCUGUCUGAAGGUAACAGCACAGCAUAAGGAACAAAGUUUACUUUAUUAAACACGAGUAAACCUGCAAAAACUGAAACUGUAAAAUCAUGUUGCAUUUUUUACAUAUAGUAGAGGCUCAACAGUCACUGAAUUAUAUCCAAAUUAGCAGGAAAUAGACCACAGAAAGGCAAAACAACCUGUUGUGAGCAUGUUGUUUCCUAAAUACUGAGCCCAGCUGACCAGGGCUACACUACGCUGCUGCCACGCUCCAAAUGCGCAUCCUGUACGCAAUACCCAAUGCUGCUUUACGGAGCAAAUACGGAACGUGCUCAAUACAGAUGCUUUAUGUUUUCGGCUUUACACUUUUGCAACCAGAGGGCAAUGCCCUCCACAUCCUGUUUCUCGGCUUGCCCUUUUUACAGUCAUCAGGCUCUUGCUGAUGCACAUCAGCAGUGUGCUUUCUUACUCAGGUUCAAUAUAAUUUACACGCCUUUGUGCAUCUAGUGACGACACUUGCUUUUUCUCUGUGGCAGACCAGUGAAAAAUAAGUCCUUCUGCUCCACUACUAUUGAAGGAGACAUUUAGCUGAGUGGCCUCAGACAAUUGACGUGCAUCAAGCAUCAGGCUCAUCUCUUCAGUUAGACAAGAAUAUGACUGACCUGCUAGGUAGCCCUUAUUUUAUGCAGCCAUUGCUUAAUGGCCCUCAUCCCUCCCGGGCUUGGCUAGCGAUGUUUGGAGAACCCUUGACAUCCCUGGCGGAGCACAUGUUGGAGAAGGGCUCCACUUCUUUCCUCUUGUAUCCUGUCUUGAGCUUGUCUAAUCAUAACGCCCCAGGCAGUCUCUUCAUUAGCCUCCUUAAUUAGGUGGUUUCUGGUUUUCUGCACCAGAGUAAAUUUUGAUCACAUUCUGCUGAGAAGCAGUGCUCCCCUCAGAUUUGCCUAAGAGCUGGUUGUGAAGGAGACUUGGUUAGUGGUAGCAGCUGGUUAGACAUGUUUGGGCUGCUGAUUUGAACUACUCAACAUUCAUGCUUUCUGAGCCUUUUAUGUGAUUGACCUUUUAUGUUCAGUCUUUCAGAUGAGAGCUGAAAUUGGAUUAGUCAAAAAAAUGUCUGUCCAUCUCAUUGAAACAUUUGUCUUUUAUUUACUGAUAAGCAGAUUUAUUUUUAGGGUGUGUAGUGUGAAGCAAAUUCACUGAAGACCAAAAGGCUACAACUUUGUUUUGUUUGUUAAAAAAAAAAACAUCCCUGAGGCUUUAAAUAUAAAUGAUUAAUGUCCGACAAAUACUGACAUUAUAUGAAUUUAUGCCUUCACCAGAACACAGCAAACUCCUUGUUGUGUACACUGACUCUCCUGUCUGUAAACGCAAUGCAGCCACUCUCACAGUGACAGGUACUCAGUUUUGCAGGUUUCCCUCCUCGGAUUCUAGUUUUCUGUGCUGUUGAUCGUUGAAGAAACAUAUAUGCUGCAGAGGCUGAAGUUGUUUUGAAGUUUUGAGAGUGCAAGGACUUUUUAAGCAUCUUUAAGUGACAACUUUAAGUGACUAAAAAGACAUACAGGAAGAACAAAGGGAAAACCAUACAUAGGAUUAUGCUUAAUAAAUACUACUACUAAUAAUAAAUGUUAUUUAUAACACGCUUUUAAAAGUGUUUAAAGACAGUUACAAGAAACAUAAUUAGAAUACAGAAAAUUUGGAGUAAUAGACCAAAAAUGUAAAAGGUUUAAAAAGACAUGACAUGAAAAGACAAUAAAAGAACAGUUUACAGGAUAAAAGCCAAGCUUCCUGAUAAAGGUUUCUAAUUUAUUUCGGCUCAUCAAGUGCCCAAUCUCUGAAUUAACGUCUUGUACGAGGAGUAUUUGGUAGACAUUAUUUCUCUGGUCAGCAGAUAACCUUUGGAUUGCUUACUCUGAUCUUUCCCUGCAUCUUAUCACCAGAUUUUAUUUCUCUGUCAGUGGGAACUCAACAAAGAAUGUUACAAUGUCAUUGUAAGAUGUGUUGCAGAUUUGGUCAGUCAGGUCGUCUUGUGUCAGAUUCUUUUUUUGUUUUUGUUUUUCUGAUAAGGUUGUGUGUUUCAUCUCUGUCCUCCAAUGCAAUGAUUGACCAGGUGGGACCAGCAGGCCGGUUUUAUUUGCCUUUCCUUGACUUGUGCCCUUUGUUGCUGUUUCUUCCCCCCGCAUACAGACAUGCCCAUAUUUGGCCAGUGUCCCGCACAGGACGACUUCUACCUGGUGAUGUGCAGCCACUGCAGCCAGGUGGUCAAGCCCCAAGCCUUCCAAGCACACUAUGGUAAGUGUUACACAAGUGUUACACACAUGAAGAUACAUACAUGUGUAUAUCCAGAGUUGUCCUCCAUUCUGUCAACACACCGCUCUGACAUAAUUAAAAGAGAUGCUUAAUUUUUGUCGAGCACGCCCUUCAAAACGAGGUUAUGAUGAAACAGAUCAGUGAAGGUUGGGGUAGCGUGUUAAUCGUCAUCUGCCACUGUGAUGUGCUGGUGGUUCUAUUUCACAUUUUAACACACCUGGGUAUUUCUUCUCCCUCUGCCCUUUGCUCCCUCCCCCAUCCACCUGACUCUAACACACAAACACACUUUUUGUCUUUAAACAGACACUUGAGAUUGGACCGCACAGAUUUAGGUUUAUUCACUCAUUUAUUGAACCCACAGCCACACUUUUGGAGGUUUACAAUUUCACUUCCCAAUCAAUAUUUAAUGCAACUCCCUCAGUCUCUCCGUACUGUAUUUUAAUUUUUAACACUCACUGAUCAUUUUGAAUCAGGUUGUUAGUGCUUAGGGAAGUGUGUGAACACAUCAAGUGGAAACAUUUUUACUUCUUGGUAAACUACACUGGGUCUUUGACUGGAGAGCUUCAGAACAUGGAUGAAUUAUGGAUGUAAAUUCAGUGAUGUUUUCACUGUGAUUCUUGUUAAACUUGACAGUGUUCACGGCAUGUUCACAAACGCCCACAGUUGCUGAAAGAAAUAAAUAUCUACUUAUUCCCAAGUUCAUUUCCUGGAAAUGAUGAGGCAGGCUGCUGCCAUGUAGGCCCGUUUAUUUUAGCUUUUGCAAAUCGAGUCAAAGAAGCAGCAGUUUGGGCCCUUUUGGCACUCCAAACAGAAAGUCAGAAAACCUUUACAGGCUGAGGUCCAUCCUGUCUGUGAUUACACACUGUAUAUAAGAUGCAUUUUGACUUUUAGUCCUAUCCUUUGCAAAGGGGCGCUUUCUCCAACAUCAUAACCAGCAGUUACAAUUGCCAAGGUCAGCCACAAGAGGGAGAUAUAACAGCACAUGGCUCCUAGAGGAAUUGUCCUGUCUAUUGUGCCAACAACACUCAAAGGACUCCUCCCACACUAUUAAACAAUAAGACUAAUAUAAGUCUGUCUUGGCUCAGACUGACUGUAUUUUUGAACAGCAGUUUUCUAACCUGCCUGGGAUUUUGAAAGAGAGCCAGGUCUAUCGGUGACGGGCAUUUUGGUUCCUGUGAAGUAAAACAGCACUGACAGCAUCCCAGCAGGUGGCAAUGGCAUAUCUUGUACAGGUAGUUAUUUUAAUGCAUGUUGUGCAUAGUGUUAUUGUCUGUAAUCAGUCGAGUACAAUUGACUUUGAUUGAUAAAUCAAGCAAAUGUAAGCAAAUGCUUUCUGCUCUGAGACAGUUUUAGGAAUACUGAUGCCUUGCAGUCGCUGCUGCUUGAAACCUGUAUGAUCCGGUCUGCCAGUGGUGUAAAGUAAAUAUUCAGUAAUAUCAGUUGCUGAAUUUUCUGAGUUGAAAGUUCUUUAAAAGAAAUGCAAAUUCCUGAAUUCGGCUUUUAUCAUAAUAGUUAAAUCUGACAAUUACAUGUCAAGAGAUCCCUAGCUUAUUUAUUGAGGAAAAUGUGGGAAAAUUAAAAAAAAUGCAGAACUGUGAGCCCAUUGUGAGGUCUUCAGAAGUUUUCUUUAGUCUGACACAACAACCCAAAUCCAGAAAAAAUGCAGGCCCAAAUUUUUGAGAGGCUGGAGACGGAGCAAGUUCACAGGUUUUUAACUCGAUAAGUAAAUUGAGUCACUUCAGUCGUCUCCCACAUAUGAUGCUGUACCUUUGGCAACUCGAAAAUGUUCUGAUUAAUUCCCUUUUCUCUAUUAAGAUGAUCCAUCUAUCUAAUUCUGUCAUUGUUCAUUUCAAAGUUCUGUUCCCCCUGUGUGCACACACAACAGGGCCGAGUCUGACUGCAGUCCGGAUUUUUAGGACUCAUGAUUCAGACUUGGACUUAAGUACUGGUGACUCAGACUCAUACUCAUACUCAGACUCAAGCAAUGACUGCAUUAGAACUCAGAAGAUAGAGGAGAAGACUCAGACUAUAAAGAGUCUUAAUAUUAAUGUGAGACUUUGAUCAUCUAUUCAGUUUAGAGUAAGGGCUGACUCUUGUACUCAGCUGCAUGCGUGCUUGAGUGUGGUCCCGUUCAGCCUCCUGCUUCCUGACAUGAUAAAGAGAAGCUGUGUGUUUUACUCACAAAGAUUUUACAGUAGAAGCAGCAAGAGCAGUGCAGCAUGUUGAAUAAGACAACACUGAGCGACAAACUCAAACUUUUGACAGCCAGCUGUCCAUGCUGAAUUCAGAAAAGCUAACAAGAUGCUGAAGUUACUUGAACUGUAAAUUACUGUUACUGUUAGCAAGCUAACUAUAAUGUUAGCAAGGGAAGCGUCUCAACCACCAAGUCCAAGAUUUUUGAUCAGUUAAAAUAUUCAUUCAUAGGUUUGGCUGCAGGUAUUUCUGAGUAUUUUGAAAAUCAGUCAACAUCUGCAGUGAUCUUGUUGCAAAAGAAUCAAUGAGUGUGUUCCCCAGACUAAGAGAAACGCUGUCAGCAUUCACGCACAACACUCGGCUGUAACUUCAGAGUCUAUUUGACAGGAGACACACAGACAGGAGUCAUUAAAACCUCACAGUCAAUAGUUAAGAGACAAACAGCUGCCUUUCUUGUGGUUAAUAAUAACACCAAUGAUGUGAACCCAGAUUCUUUUCUUGUGACUUGGACUUCACUUGGACCUUCCUGAAGAUUUGAGACCUGAUGAACUCAGAUUUAAAAUUGUGACUGCUCAUUAUGCCUGUUUCACCUCGACUUUUCACAAUAUUUACCAGCAGCACUUGUUAAGACACCCAAAUAAAUCAUUAUUUGAGAUGAUCAAAAUCCCUGAUUAUUGAGGACUGUGAUCCUGUUGGUAUUGUACAUGGUGACUAGAAAUAUACUUGUCAGUCUGCACAAGUAAAAAAGGCUCAUUAGAAAUUUGCAAACUCACUUUCUGAUAAUUCACUAGUCAUUUUAACUCACACCAGACGCAAGUAAAAUCAUCCACUCACUCAAUUUGCGCAAAUCUAAACGCAUGAAUGAGUAGUAUACUCGCUUCAUUCGCGUGUCAACAGUAAUUUUAACGGUAAUCCCUGCCAAUUUAACCACCAGGAUCAAGUAAUAGACAGAUUUUUACAACUCGCUUGGUAGGCUAAUCCGACCUCCUCACUCACUUGCCUCCAAGCAGGCUUCUUUUUAUUCCGGUUUUGGUAAUUGAAAGAAAGGGUAUCAUAUAAUUCGGGGCACCCACACACUGACUGGAUCAGUUUGUCGGUCUGUUUUCAUGUCAACUGGCAACCUUUGUGCUAAGUAGUUAUUGCGACGCGAAUAUCCGCUCAAAUUGAGAUUCACCCAAUUCAUGCCAUUCACGCUGCCAGAGUUGUAGGAGCGUCUAAUCUCGUCUUUGCAUUGACUCAACAUGUAGUUCAUUCGCGUGAAUGAUUUUACUUGCACUUGGUGUGUGGAGACAGUAACAGUACACCUAAGUCCCGGUGAAAUUAUCUGCUGAAGCCAGGAGAAAUAGUGUCAAGGAUAUUCACCCUAUCUUCCUCCCUCAGACAUAACUGAAAAAUGAAUUGUAGUUGCAUGAACACAAGACAGGGUAUAGACCUGAGCACCAAGGAGAUGCUCUCAGUCUGGUUUUAAUCCACUUCUUUGAGCUCAGGUAGGUGUUUGUGCUCCUGUGCUUCUUGGCUGUGGCUGAACCCAGCAGUGAUGACAGAUCACUGUGGACUAGAAAGCUGAAGGCUGAGCUUCCUUUUGGUACAUUCAAACAUAACUAGUCUCACAAAGCAUUGGCUUAGCUUAGCAAACAGGUAUAUUUGAAUAGAGCUUAUUGACUUUGAGCAAAAAAAAAAAAGUGCCAUUUCUUUUUUUGAAGAACCAGUUUAUUCUGGUUAGUAACGGUAUGUUUACACUGUUUGUAGUUCUAGUUAUUGGUGUUAUACAGAGACAUGCUGAGGAUUGAACAUGUUGCUUGAAGAAAGGGAAGUAAGGCUGUCACACUUGUUAGAAUUUCCCCUCAUUCCGACAUCCAGGGAUUCCCCUUCACACCGAGCCAACUGUUUGACAGCGUGAAACAGGAUAUUAAGGCGCUCCUUUUCUUUGUGUCUGUUUUUGUUUGGUUUUGUUUCCCCGACAUUUGCCUUCAUUUCUCUUUUAUUACCCUUCUACUGCCGCUGGUGUUGGCUCUCUCCUCCCAGUGUCGGCUCUGUAGGUGUCAUGCUGGGGUUUCCUGGUGUGAGUUUGUGUGCAGAGUGUGCUGUAGACUGUGACUGGGACAGGGCGAGACUGCAGGGAGAAAAGGGGAGGGAGGAAGGGGAGGGAGAAGUAGUGGAAAUGAGGGAGGGCAUAUAUCUGGAGUGUGCCGUGAAUGGGUGUGUAGAGAGGUCCUUGGGUAAGACGAGUGUUCUUUCUGAAAGGAUUUCCUACAAAAGGGAAAUGAGCAGAAUGCAGUUUGAGGCUAAAACAGACUGGGUGUGACAUCUUUGUGUGUGUACGUGUGUUAAUAUCCCCUGCACUGUUUCUGCAGCAACAAGCUUGUUUGCAAAUCACCUGUUUAGACUCAGUUUCGACAUACAGCCUCUUUCCCUACUACAUCACAUAGUUAGCCCGUUAAAGGUUAGCGCACUAGGCUCACACCUCAUCGCAUUAGUCAGCUGCAGACUCACAAGCUUUCUAUCGUAACCCAGAACCUGUUAGCUCUAGGGGUGGGAGAAAACAAUCAAUACAGCAUCGUGUUGUGAUAUUUUGUUUGGUGAUAUAUUGUAUUGUCUCAUUUGCCAAGUAUCGUUUUUUUUUGUUUUUUUUUCAAAUUUAUUGCUAAUAUUAAGUCAAAUCUUUGAAAAUGAAAAAAUAAAAUCAACUCUGUCCAGUGAGGUUGGCAGGUGACAUCAUAGAGCAGAAGAAAGUUAGUACAACAGAUAUAUAUGAGGUUUGCAAGAUGUGUUGCAUGAAAAUAAAAUACAGCGUAAAACAUAAAGACAAACAUAAAGGAAAGACAAAUGCUAAAUUAGCUAAACAGUUGAAGAAAUUGUAUAAAUCACAAUAUUUUGUAUCGCAAUACUCACUGCAUUUCAAAAUUGCAGUAAUAGCGUAUCAUGGCUCAAGUAUCGUGAUAAUAUCGUAUCGUGGGGCCACGAGUGAUUCCCACCCCUCGUUAGCUCUCCUGGCGCUUAACACUACCAGAUUUAUAAAUCUUGGCUUUAAGUGUUUUCCUCCUCUGUCAGGGUAGUUAGUUAUGCUCAGGCGCCAAAGAGUUGACAACAUGAGGGUCAAGUUAACGUUCCCAUCAGCAGACACACCCCUCCUCCCACACCUCUAUCUUUCUGUGCCUGUCACUCCUUCCACCUGUGGUUACAGUCUGCGUGACCCCUCAGUAACCCAAGUUUCAAGGCUGUGGUGCAGGUUGAACGAUGUAAAAAAAAUGCUUUAAUGAGAUUGCUGGCCUACUUUCUCUCUCUCUAGUAGUUCCUGCUGUGGCACAAGAAUUAACCUUCCGCUCAAUAAGAUGAGUCAUUAUCAUGAUGAAAUCAGUCUGCACUGAAGUAAAGCUGUGAAUCGUCAAUAAGUGUACGAUGAGUUUGCUAUUUCAUCGUUGUUCUGCCUAACUUAAAGCCAGUAUUGAGAGUUUUCUUUGAUAACCUGGAAACUUCUUUGAUUACUGUGGGUUCACGCUGAAAAAAAUCAAUGUUUGAAAGGAUGGGGUGCUGCUUUUUCCAGAGGGAAAGAGAUUUAGUUUUAGAUGCAGACACUGAGUGAUGGACAAUUUUUUUUCAUACAUCUAUUUUUGUCUUUUCAUCCACAACCUGGUAUCUGCCUAACCUUUACUGCUGUCAUACUGCCUUUUAUCAGGUUGCACAGUAGCUUUUUCUAAGAAGCUCGAGCAGGAAAUGAAGCUCUUGACCCGUUGGCAGGAUCUAUUUCAGGCUGAGCUGGCAUGAAUCACAAAAGAUGCUUAUUUGUUGUCGAGGAAACCUGCUAGCUUCAGUCAGAGAGAGAUUUUUUUGCGUCCCAGAUCCCUUGCCUUAUCUUCCGGCUCACGACCCAAUCAUUGCCACAUUUUCUCACAUAAAUUAGUCUGUUUUGCAUGUUUGAUAAAAGCUGUGUUAUGCUGAAUUCAGACUAUCUAACAGAGUAACUUGUUAUGUUUUAAUGCCAGCUUGGUUUGUAAUGUCGCUCCAGAGAGAAGACACAGUUCUGCCAGCAAACCAGCCUCCUCCUCGCCCUUUCCUGUGUUGGGCAGGAACAGGAGCAGUGGGAGCGGACUUGGGCCUGGGUUGGACUCAGGGUCUGUAGCUGGAGUGCAGAGUGGGAGCAUCCUUAGCCGACCUUCCACCGCUGGAUCCAGUUUAUGCUCCUCCUCAACGUUGUCCUCCUCUUCUAAUCCCAAACUCCUAAAACCAGCCAAAGAGAAGCUGCCAGGCAUUCAGCGAAGACCUCCUUCCUUCCCACCCUUCAGGAUGCUCCAGCCAGACAAGAUGUAAGUUCAGCUGAGUGAUGUUGGCAGUAGUAUGUGUUGCUUGGGUUGUGAAAAAUUCUGUUUAUUCCCAGACAAAAGCGAAACAAUCAAAACAGCAACAUGAAAUGCUGAGAUGAAACAAAAAUAUUAGUCUCACUCACUGUUAAUUUUCGCUGCAAUAAUGGAAAUUUGAGUUCUGCAGUCAGGAAAAAAAAAAAAACGUGCCAAAACUGCCAGUCAACAAUGUCAGUUUUUUUGUUUGAACUGUGGCUAAUGUUUACAGAGCUAGCAUCACUCGCCUUAUGGCUGAUUUCUACAUGCCUAUACUCUGCAGAGAUUGGAUGCCAGUCCAAACACACACAUUAAUCGUAUACUGUAUUUAUCGGACUAUAAGGCGCAUUUAAAGUCCUUGAAUUUUCUCAAAUAAUGACAUUGCGCCUUAUAAUCCAGUGUGUCUUAUGUAUGACUACUUGUUGUGCUUGCUGACCGCUUUUAUGGGGUACAGUGCAUGCAAAAAUCUGUCGAAAUGUGCAAGUAUGACUUUGGUAAGCAACAAAGCUGCUCCGCUCAAUGGAUAUUCGGAGCAUUACGGACCGCUGUGUCACUACCUGAUCAUCCCCAUAACAGGACCCCUGAGCAGUCUACAAGACUGCCUGACUGUAAUGUCUAAACUAGAAGUGCGUUCAUGUAAGGCAGCCCAGGCCCGGUAGCAGCAGUACACACAAGCAACAAUAAACCAAUCAGUGCGCCAAUGCUCAAUGCUCCUUACCCCCAACUUCCACAGCACCCGGAACGGCUACGAAAGGGCCAUAUCCGCUGAUCGUAACCAUUCAAGUCAACGUGUUAAUUUCCCGGGCUUCUUUCCGUUCCGCUGCAGAUCGCUGGACUCCACAGCUGAUCACAAGUUCUAUUUUUUCCGGACGCCGGAGCAUGCCGGAUAAAUCCAGCACAGAAUUCACAGUGCUCCAUACACCGUUUUUUUCACACUAUAAGGUGCACUAUAAGGCGCACCAUCAAUGAAUAUGUCUAUUCGCAUCUAUUUUCAUACAUAAGGCGCACCGGAUUAUAAGGCGCACCGGAUUAUAAAGCGCAUUAAGACAAACAAAACUGUCAAUAACUCCACGAGACUACGGUAGCUGCAGUGCUCCGACAAGCCAAAAGGAUUUUAAGUGCGCCUUAUCGCCCGAAAAAUACGGUAAUUUUAUCUCCAUCCUCCUGCGUCACCCUAUGAAAUAGGAUCUGUGUCACCUGUGCUUGUGUACAUCCGGGUUGUAGAACAUUAUAGAAUUUUGGCUUUAGCUCCAGCUAGUUGUGGCUGGCUGCACUACAGCCCAGACACUACAAAUGAUUGAUCUGAUCUGAAAUAUUGACUGAUUACUAAACCUGCAAGUAAUUCUGUGCCUGACUAGUGAAGGUGAGGACGUUAAAUCAUUAUGUCAACAAUAUCUUCUGUUGAGUGACCGUACCUCUGCAGUUUCUGGAGGGAGCACAAAAAUCUUGACACUGCACAGUCUCGUUUUUCAAACUCAUGAUAAGGUUUUUAUUGAUAUUCCUUUAAGCCCUGUCGAGCCUCAGAAGAAAGGUGGUAACAAAAAAGAGAGACUUCUGCACCAAAGAGCUGAAAUGUUUGAAGGCAUCCACUUGAUCUGUCUAGAGUGGCUAAAACCUUGAAGUUAUGGUCUGAUUCUGUUUUCUUUUAUAACUCAGUUUUGUCAAAACUCUGGCUGUGCAUUUCACAGGCUGCAGUCAAACUUCUCAUUUUAAGUAGGAAAAUCAAACAAACAAAGUUGCAAAGAAAAGAUGUGCACCAGUGUUGUCUUUUAUUGUGUUGCUGCAUCUGUCCUGGGAUGGAUUUUAAUCAGGAGUUUAUAGAAAAGAAAAAAACUGUAGAGCAGCUCCUUCCACACAAAGUGGUGAAGACUUUUUACUCCCAUCUGUCAAAUAUCCAAUUGAAAUGUUAACUUAUUAUAGAGCUAUAAAUGCCGCCAUUAAUAGCUGUUCACAAGUGCAUGUAAAUUUGCUCUGUGUGUACAAACAGGCUAGUCUUUUGUUGAUAUCAUUGAGAUGUGUGGAUAUUUUACCUGUUCAACAGCUACUCUGUGAUUCCCACAUCAUGAUCUUGAUUACAUACCAGUGUUUAUUUAAUAGCACCAGCUGGAAGUUGCUUGCUAUUCAGGUUGGUAUCUUAAUGUGAGUACUUAAAUCCAUCAGCCUAUUGUAGUCUGUAAAUGUAAACUUGCUGUUUUUACUGAGACACACUUGCAAAGCUCUGUGUUUGGUCCCGGGACUGAAGGCAUAAUCCCAAAGCAAAGCUUCAGUUUGUUGUUUCGCCUGUGUGACUCACACAACAGGUGCCUGCAAAUGUGUGUGUCUCUUAACACAAAUACACACAUACACACAAACAAAUCUAUGGUGUGAAAUACUGGCAUACUAACGUGUAAUUACAUUUUUUUUUUUGGUUAUGUUUGUGUACCAAAGUGGGUCACAUUGAGAGUGGUGUUGACAUGAUGCAUCUUUCUAAUUUAUAGUCAGAGUUAUGAACGUAUGGAAGCAUAUUCCAUUCACUUAAAGUAAAAAUCAUCAGUUUUUUCUUAAUUAAUGCAAAAAGUAUCACAGGAUUAUGAGAGAACUUUUAUAAAUACUGAUUUUGCUGCCGUGUUUUGACCUAGCUGCUGCAGUUAUAAACUUGAGCAUAUUUGCUGCUCAGUGAUCAAUCUUGCAUGUGAUACAAAGUAAAAUUAUAAAUAUAAUUUUUCCUGCUGUUCAGAAAAAAUGUCACAGCCCCAGUUUUCAACACUGAUCAUGUUUUUUAAUUUGGUGAGGUAUUGAUUUUACAUCACCUGCUCUCGUUUCUUUUUUUUCUGUAGUAUUUGAUAAAUGAUGGAUCAUAUUAGGUGUUUGUUUUGUCCUCCCAGCCCCAUCCAUACGUGCACAUCCGUCUCUUACCAUGCAUUCCUCACUGGCUCAGUGUUUCUAACUCUCAGCUUCCUCCUUGCUGCCCUCUUCAUCUCUGUAACCUUCUCUUCCAGCCUCACCCCAGCUGUCAAGGUGGAGAAGAUGCAUCUGAGGGUGGACUCGUCAGCUAAGCUGGUGCAGGCCCCAUCUGCCCCUGUCACCACCUCAUCCUCCUCUACAUCCUCCUCUAGCACCACUGUGAGCUCCAACACUACCACCAUCACCACCACCACCUCCUCCUCCUCUUCCUCAUCAUCAGCCCUCAAACCAGGCCUUAACUGUCCCUCCAUACCAAAGCCACCAUUACUGGCCCCGGGUCAGAUUCCCAACGGCAAGGGCCACCUCGCAGUCCUCUCAGACAAGAAUCAGGACAGCAGCAGCAGUGCCAGUAGCAGACGCCACGUCAACAAGAAAGUUACAGGUACACAGUAUCACCAUUAUGAAAUGUUCAUCAUGAACUUCACAUACAGAGAACAAAACGUUCUGUUAUCAGAGAUUUUUUUUCACUUUAUAUGUGAAUAACAGGUUUGUUCUCUUUUAUUUCUCUUCUGUGCCUUCAGAGCGUGAGUUCAAUCCAGAUAUCCACUGUGGUGUUGUGGAUAUUACAGCUCGGAAACCAUGCACAAGAUCUCUAACAUGCAAGGUAAUCUAACUCUCAGUUACAGGUCUGGUUUAUCCCCAGGCCUGUGAUUAACAUGUGAAAGUGUCUUUGGGCACAUCAUGGGGCCUUGUACUCCCAAAGCUUAACCAUCAGUGCAGCCUUUGUGAUCUUUGUCCAAGUGGGUGUAAAAGACUGAAGGGCUGAAGAGUUGUUAUCCAGGUGUGACCUGUAUGAAACUGUUUCCAACUCCAAGUCUGUCCACUUUAGAAUCUGAAAAGAUGUAUUUUCUAAAAGAGAAAGCUGAAGUUGAACUGUAAAACAACAGUGGAAGACUAGACAUUUGAUUAAUGUUACAAAAGUCUGCCGUGGGAUACACUGUUGAGGUGUCAGUAGCCAGGUUUACAUGGGCAAAACUUCUUGAUCUGAUUAAAAAUUUGAGGGAUCGGAUAAUCUGAGUUAUAAAGGUGUAAAAUCAAAUAAUGCAAUCAUGACGUGCAUAUACAUGCGCCAAGCUUUAUUCAGAUUAGAAGCAUUUGGACAUGCGCAGAGUUGUCUGAUUUGCUAAAAUUACCGUAGAAGAUGAGUUGUAUUGACGCCUGUGCUGUCAACAAACCAACAAUCUCGGUCGUGGCUCACUCCAACCAAUUCAGGAGGUUUCCCCUUGUUUAAUUUUGUCACUGGAUGGCGCCCUUGCGUACUUAUCUUACUGUUCUGUCAAAGGUUGCACUCUGUGUGCAGAUGUGACAUCAUUACGCUGUAUGUACGCCUUGUUAUGUUACCGGAAGAGCAGACAAAGCACCUGCGGUUGUAUUUUAGGCCAGAGUGUUUAUAUUAAUAAACAAAUAAAAAAAUUUAAAAGGCACCAUCAUUGUCCUGGAUCUUAAACACUAAAAUCUUAAACAGUACUUCUUACCUCUGCUCUUUCCUGUGACCCACCAGACACAUUCCUUAAGCCAGCGGAGGGCAGUGCCAGGGCGGAGGAAGCGCUUUGACACACUGCUGGCGGAGCACAAAAACAGAACAAGGGAGCGGGAGAGGGAGAGAGAACUCCACCAACCCCAUUCCCAGCAAAACCCCUCUCUCAGGGACCCACACCCCUCCUCCCACCUCACCGCGGCCCAUGACGCCCACCAGGUUGCUCAUGGCAACGGCCCUGCCCCAGACACCACUAAGCCUUUGCAACUCAGCAAACCUAGAUUUCACAGCCCUGGUCUUCCACGGUACGUCCCACUUCAGAUGUUACUCUGUUUUUGUGAUGUUUUUGAAUAGUGCCCAAGUACUUACCUGUUCUCCCCUCUGUAAUAAAAAUCAUUUCCAUGCUUUCUGUGCAUCAGAGUGAACAGCACUCACGGAGGUGGUACCCCCGGAGAUCCCGCUGUAGUCCAUGAGUCACCACACCACCCCCAAAGUAUCCCCGAUGGGAUUUCCCGGCCCUCUAGUGACGAGGGAGAGAACGAAGAACGGGAGGAAAAUGCAGACAAACUGGACUGUCACUAUUCAGGUUAUCAUCCCCGGCCGGCAGCUGUAAGUGAAUUCCUACUGUUCUCAGAUUUGUAAACGUUUCACUUAACUGUGCAGGAUUGUGAUUUAUCUGAGGAUUAUCCUUCGUUGGUUCAGAUGCCACUUUGUUGGAAGAUAUCAUUUAUAUUUUCUUUACAAAAAAAUAAAUAAAUAAAUGUGUAUGAUCUGUUCCCUGUUUCUGUUUCCAGUACUGUACGUUUGGAAGUCGACUGUUUGGAAGAGGCUGUUACUCCUUUGACCGGCGGUGGGACAGAGUGCGAUGCACCCUAACCACAAUGAUGGACAAACAUGUCAACUCUCAGAUGUGGAAGUAAGUCUUUUCAGUUGACAUUCCACAACAGUCAUGAGUAAUUAUAAUCGUAUGUCUUCAUGUCGGUGCUCUGAACAGUCAUUUAUGGACCUUAUCAAUUCUUGUCGCAGGAAAAUCCCCUUGGCCUCGGAGAACUCCUCUUCUGUUGCACCUACACAUAGGACAAGCACAAAUUCCCAUGGUAGCACUCCCUCUUCAGGCUUCCUGGCCCCCUCUGCCACCCUGCCCCAAACUCCUUAUAGCCAAUCGUACGAGGGCAAAUCUGUGCUCUCCUAUGGGACCACCUUAAAUGCCCGCAGCUCCCCUCAGGGCGGGGCUGAGCACCCGGCCUACGGCAUUACGCAGGCCCGACAAGUGUCUUCGUCGCCGCAGAUGCCUUCAGCCCACUCGUCCUCCUCGUCCUCGGCUCCCUCCCUAGCCUCAGGCCGGGCGCUCAAAUCCCGCUCCUCCAGCAGCAGCAGCACUACCAAGUCGUCAUCAUCCUUCAGGCCCAAAGAAAUCUCCUCUGGCUCCUCUACUCCUGUCAUCCCCAACUCCACAGGUGGGGGCAACAGUGGAGCCAACAGUAACAGUAGCAGCUCAAGCUUCAGCUCUGGGAAGAAAAGAAAGAACAGCUCAAUUCUGUCCUCAUCCCAUGGCCCUCCUGAAUCCUCCUCUUCUAAUGCCAACUACUCUUCCUCCUCCUCCUCCUCAUUUAAGAAGAACUGUGCAAAUGUUGGAAGCUCAGGGAGCACCUACCAUCAUGGCUCAUUAGGUCCUGCAUCCUCAUCAUCACUAUCUUCCUCUCAUAGCGGAGUCCACAGCGUGGGACUAAACUGUGGCCCUGUUGUUCGGACCAACUCACUCAGCCUCAAAGCUGAGCCUUCUGGAGGAUCAGCAGGCGGCUCCUCUGGGCCCCCAGUACGGGGUCCUCCCUCAGGCAGCCCCGCGGAGUCCAUCAAGCGCAUGAGUGUGGUGAUGAACAGCAGUGACUCCACCCUUUCCCUGGGGCCCUUUGUGCAUCACCAGUCCUCAUCGGACCACCACACCAGCUUCAGCCACCACCCCUCAGACGGACGCCUAGAAGGCAAGAAGCGCAAAAGUUCCCCUGCCUCCAGUGGCAUCAGUAGCGGCGGUGGAGGGGGAGGGCUUGGUGGAGGUGGUGGAGGAGGGGGGCCGGGGAUGGGCCCAGGACAAGGACCAGGUAGACCCAAAGUGGCUAAGUCACCUGCCAUUAACAACAUCCAUGGGAAGCAUGGGCGAAGCAUUCCAGGGACACCAGGGCUACCCAACAACUCCCAUUUACAUCAGGUGAGCCAACCAGCAAGAGUUUGAAAUGUCAGUGAUGGGAUUCUUCCAAAUUUACCCAGAAUUCAUGGUUGUCUGACUUGAGGGUGACUCGUUUGAAUCACAAUACGAUGUACUUAAGAUAUAGAGUCUCAAACAGUUUCAACUCUUUUCUCCCAAUCUCUCCCAAUCUCUCCCAAUCUAACGUGACUUUACAGUAGACAAACAUGGCCAACUAUGAGGUGGUUGUCAUCUAAAUGAGACUUGCUGCUUAGCUGUGGUCACUUCUAUUGAUUUAUCUUCUUAUCCAUUUGAUUGUGUUGUCUUAAAGGAUGUUAUUUUUGUAAGUCCUCCGUUAUUGAAAUGCUAGCAUCUGCAAUAGCAUCUACUAUUGUUGCCAUGGCUGCGAUUGUGGCGCUUCCUCCUACAGUCAGCUAGUUGCCUGAUUGGCCAUCAUCUCGUUCUAUGUCUAAACUCAGAGUCUCAGAGACUAAAUUUCCACCGCAUCCUGAAUGGCUCCAAUCCGGAACGGCUGCAAUUUUCGUUGUUUGUGAGGCGAAUUUCGUGGCAGAUUACAGACAGCAAGGAUCUCGAGUAUUUACAAGAACCCGCAGAUUCACGUGCAUCGCGCGAUAACGAGUUGUCUCUAUAGCUACAUAACCAUAUAAGCAGUAGAUUUUGUCCUUCCAUAGGAGGAAAUCCACUUCUAGACUUUUACAAUCAGCAUCUCCUCAUCCAUGGUGUCAUUGGUGUCACUUUCACUUGUUAGGAGUGCUUUAUUUUGAAAAGAAGCCGGAUGUUUUAUUUUGUGUCUGUGCCCGACUUCCUUUCCAGCACGGGUAAAUCCGUUCUGAAUCUAGCCGGCAUGCUCCGGUGUCCAGAAAUAAUAGAAGUCUUGCGAUCAGCUGCGGAGUCCGGCGAUCCACAGCGGAACGUAAAGAAGCCUGUGGAAAUUGACACAUGAACUUGAAUGGUUACGAUCAGCUGCGAUCGGCGGAUACAACCUUUUCGUAGCCGUUCCAGAUGCCGUGGAAGUUGGGGGUCAGAGCUCCGCUGAAAACGUUUAGUUUGAUGGUGGUGAUAUUGGUGUUGCUGCACUUGUUUUAUGAGUAGUUUGGUAAAGUUAAAUCAUUCCAACACUGCGAACUCGUGUUGAAGAUCUAUGCUGAGUUUUUAUUCUUCAGGCUUAGUGAUAAAACCUGCAGAGCUUUUUGAUUUGUGUGCUUCUGUUCAUUGCGUUUAAUCAUAUUUUAGCAGCAGUUUACUUUACAGACAGAUGAUGACCCCUUUUCUUCUCGUAUUAUUUCCCCAGCCAAAGGCUCGUCCCUGACAACGGUAUCCGGCUUCUGGGUAUGGAAGCAGCAGGUGGAUGGGGAAUAGUCUGGGGCAGCCCGCUUACUGCUCUGGACUGCACGAGGCCUUCUAAAGUCAAACCCACAUUACUCUCAGCUUCCCACAAUCCUCAGGGUGGAGAUGAUCUGGACUGCCCAGUGAAGUCAAUGUGGUCCUUACAAUUUCUCCCAAAGCCAUGUGUGUGUGUUGGUGAGGGUGUGUGUGAAUGUGUGUGAAUGUGUGUGUAUGUGUGUGUGUGUGUGUGAAAGGCAAAGUGGUACUGUGUGGAGAACGCGUGGAGCGACAGGGGUUCCAAUGAGAUGGCCGAGGACCCCUCACACGAGUGUCGUCCCUGUAUUCUGUGAGGUCUUCCUGUCUGCUUGGAGGAAGGAGGAACAAUAGAAACCUCAGUGGGCCGCUGGCUCAUUGGGUUCAGGUUAAGGGCUGCAGCAACAAGCCGUUAUGACGCUGAGCAACCGACGCCGAGGAGACGACAAGCGGAUCUCCUCUGCAUUUGUCAGAAUGACUGUGUGAUUGUGCGCGUGAGUACGAAUAUUUUAGUCAUGUCAGAUUCUACUGGACUACUGGAAUUUCCGACUUAUUUACACCCCCAGCGCCUGAUCUCAGAAGCCUUGGAUGGAGAGCAUGAGGAGCAGAAAACUGUUACUUUCAACACCUUAAACAACACACAAUCACCUUGUUGUUUCGCUUUCUGUUGGUCUGUCUCUCGGCUGGCGCGUUGAGUCACCUCGGGUCGCAUGCAGUCGCCCGGGAGAGGCCCCUUGGGACGACCUGGUCACUUUUUAUUAUCCAGAAUAAUUAUGCAAGUGUUACCUUUUUAUGACUUCUUAUGAGCUUUUUACACUGAACUACAAAGAGUCUUUGUAGACGUGGUGGAGACAGUUGUGCUUUCAAAUGUGAAUAGGACGCCUGAUGUGCCCGUUCGAUUGAAUCUUUUGUCAGAGAGAUAGCUCGGUCUUUAGGAAACCUGUUCAUUUCUGAAUCUUUCCAUUGUGCAAAUGACAGCAACAGUAGACCUACCCCCAACUGUGAACAGCACUAAAAACUACUUUCUCCACAGGCACUGCUUAGUUGUCUUCAGAGCUAGCCAACAGCUGCUACCAGCUUUGCCAACUACUUUUUUUAUUUGAAACUAAAAAGGUGGGCAGUAUCGUUUGUGAAACGGUGAUUGUGCAUUGCCUGUGUGGACAUGAAGGUAAAUCAGUGCAGACCCUGUCCUUAUUUGCCACAACCGACCUACUUUUUACCCGUAAGGCUGUAUGAACGUCCACAGCAGCUGUGGGCAGAUGUGAAUUGUAAUAUUUUUCCCACUUAGGGAAUCAGGUAUGGUGCGUCUCAACUGGAGCAAACUAUAUGCACGUCACCCGUCUUCUGUGGGCUUGAUUGUCCCUCCUGUGUGUAACCACUACCCCAGCUCUGGAUGUUCAAACUCUCAAUGCCCUGCCAGAACACUAAGUGUGUGUGUGUUGAAAAGAGAUGUGUCGCAGUAGAUGGCCAGGCAUUUAACUCUAUUCCUUUGUCAAAAUGGAGUCUUAAAUCAGGCAAUACUUGCCCAUCUUGCUGGGACGUUUGCUUUGUUUUUGUUUUUUUUUCUUUGAGUGGUCUUCUUGUGUGGGUUUUAUGGUGCAAGAUUCAUCGAGAUGGCUUCACGGGACUUAUCGAAACUUUUGGCAACAACUUUUCAUUUAGGGAACCUUCACUGAUGUCAGAUUGUAAGAAGUGGAGUCGACUUUUUUUAAAGAAUCAUUUAGCUUUUCUCUUGUAGCCUAUGUAUCAAACGAGUAUUGAAGUCUCCCUAUUUGAGAAUACAUAUUUUGUUAACAAAUUGUACAUAGAGAAAUAUGUAUUUUUGCACAGGCGUUUUUCGUACAAGCUGAAUAUUUGGUACAAUAAAAAAGAAAAGUCAUUAUUUAUUUAGUUAAAGAAAAAAAAAAGAUGAAACGUCAGAGUGGUUCACUGCCAAGUCUAUAUAAUGCAAUACACCUAUAUGUAGGAAGUGAAGCAUCUCAUGAAUCAUGUACUGAAAACCUUUAAGGAACAAAGUGUUGCCGCUGUAGCAUGUCUGUCUGACAGAGGAAACCUUUAUUCACGUUUUAAGGUCUCAAUCACACGUGCUUUUACAAGAGAUUUUACGUUGCCUCUGAAUCAACACAACAAAAAAAAAAGAGUUACAUUAUGACCCAAUUAGCCUGUGAUUUUCAAAUGUCCUGCAGGCUUGAAGCUGUGCCCUUUGUUUAAUAACUGGUCUCCAUGGACUCCUCAAACACUAUGUAGACCUUAAUCACAUUUCAUGAUUGAAACACUUAUGCUCUUUUAUAAAAGGUGGAAGGGACUUAACGCAAUCACUGCAAAGAAGAGGAACACUUCGAAACAGUCCAACUGCUUGCUUUACCGUUGCCAAACAUGUAAUUUGAAUCACCGCUUUUAGAGAAAUAGUUUUCAGCUUUUAGAAGAAAUAUCAAAUUGAGAAAGUGCCUGAAUUUGUUUCACCCUGACUGUUUGAGGACAGUAUUCUUUGGGUUGUUUUACCUUACUUGAAUGUUCAAAGUGUUUAGGAGUUUGCUUUUAAAUCUGCCUAUGAACCCUAAAUGUGGUAAAAACCCGAGCUUGUCAGCUGCCCAUUCUGAAACACUUUAAGUAUUGUGUGUUUUUCUUUAGAGAGGGAGUUAUCAAAAGUUUCCAGACAAGACGUCAACAUUUGUCAGCCUUGGUGUGUGGCUUAACCCUUCCUUUGGUUUACUGGGAUGUUUGUACACACACACACACACACACACACACACACAAAUCUUUAAUCAAGUGUUUUGUUUACCCUCAAACUCAACUGACAUCCCAGAAAUGUUUCUGCUGAACAGAAACAUUGCGAGGAUGUUUUUUUUUUAUUAGCACCAUAGACUUGGAAUGUGAACGUGAGAGAGAAUACAGCUCGUGUUUGGGAGGAGAAAUUAAAUCCACCAUUCAUACUAUGUAAAAGUGUGUAUAGAUUUCUUUUGUAUACAUUAUCAGAAUCAUUUUCAGCUGGACUUAUGUGUUGGCUGCUAUGUAAUUCAUGAACAAAAACAUAGGUUAGAAUUAAUAUUUAAAGAAAAAAAGAUUGUAUAGUAUAUUUGUUUUGUAACAAGUUCCUGUAAAUAAAAUAAUUUAUACUGCUAUUUAUAUGAAA
This is a messenger RNA of Xyrichtys novacula (pearly razorfish), 31523 nucleotides long. NCBI's taxonomy places the organism in Eukaryota, Metazoa, Chordata, Actinopteri, Labriformes, Labridae. The record is from the annotation of a GenBank genome assembly.